This is a messenger RNA of Cryphonectria parasitica EP155, 384 nucleotides long. Its product is annotated as thioredoxin I. The transcript has a single exon. The record is from RefSeq and is a predicted model, not a curated record. The coding region runs from base 1 to 384 and encodes 127 amino acids. NCBI's taxonomy places the organism in Eukaryota, Fungi, Ascomycota, Sordariomycetes, Diaporthales, Cryphonectriaceae.
AUGGCCGUCCAACACGUCGCAUCCCACUCCGACUUCCAAUCCCUCCUCGACACGACCAUGUACGUCGUCGCCGACUUCUACGCCGACUGGUGCGGUCCGUGCAAGCAGAUCGCGCCGCUUUACGAGCAGUUCGCAAAGGCAUCCUCUGUCCCUGGCUACCUCGCCUUCGCCAAGGUCAACGUCGACCACAACAGGCAGACGGCCGCGCAGUACGGGGUCUCGGCCAUGCCCACUUUCAUGUUCUUCAAGAACGGGAAGCAGGUUGGUGUGAACGGCCAGCCGCUUAUACGCGGCGCGGACGUGAGGAGCCUAAAGGCCGCGGUGGAUAAGCUCGGCGGGCUCGCCAAGGAGAAGCACGCUGCUGGCGCCAAAGUGGGGGAGUAG